This is a messenger RNA of Pecten maximus, 1892 nucleotides long. RefSeq lists its product as uncharacterized. Lineage: Eukaryota; Metazoa; Mollusca; Bivalvia; Pectinida; Pectinidae. Gene Ontology annotation, molecular function: protein binding. Bases 137 to 1657 code for a protein of 506 amino acids. The record is from RefSeq and is a predicted model, not a curated record. The transcript is spliced from 14 exons.
AUGUCCGUAUCUUUGUCAGCCAUGAUGUUGUUGAAAUUGGCAACCAGCUUUAGGCCUACUCAGUGAUGGCGACUUGCUGUUGAUAUGGGGUUAAAGCUUCAUUAAACCUUGGUUAUGUCGACACCUUGACGCUAAAAUGGACGAGAAAGAAGCAGACGACAUUUUGCUUGGUACUAGCUUCGAUGAGGGUCCAUAUACCAGGGAUCUGCGCUUGGCAGCACUGCCAAAGGCAGCAAGACAGUCCCUCAUUAGAUACGACCGUGAUAGUGAAGAUGCUAAAGGAGCAGCCGCCAUAGAAAUACAGAGAUGCUGGAGGGGCUAUCGUGGAAGAUGUAACCUGCAUCAGACGUUGAAUCCGAAGGUCAGUAAGACGGCUGUAUACAGUGGCAGCAUGCACCACACUACCAGGGAAGAGGAGGAAUUUUUGGAAGGGGAGGGAGACAUGGAGGGCCCUCCUAGUACAGACAAGAUCCGAGGGUUCUACGAGAGUUACCUGUCAGAAAUGGAGGAGCAAGGAACAAGUUCUUCAGAACUUCAGAAGUUUGAGCAGUUCUGUGCCAACUUCAUCCAGCAAUGGUGGCUGUCACAGCAACAGAAGAAUGCUGAGGUUGCAGCCCCAAGUCCACCGCCGCCACAGAGUAUAGCUGUAGUACAACCACCGCCUCCACCACCACCCAAGCGUAAGAGGGAGUUUUUGUCAGAGAGGCAGGCAGCAGUCAUCAUACAGAAGGCUUGGAGACGACAUAUAGACAUACAAGUAUACCAAUACUACAGAGACCUCAUCAAUUUCAAGUCACGAGGAAACCCCAGUCUCAUGCUUCGCUGUAUCAACCCAAAUGAGUCCAAGUAUCUGGACGCUGCCUCUGGUGUCCAUGUCAAGUUUCGAUUGGCAGGGGAGAGAUUCCCACCCAACAUCUACUACAAGAUCUUCACACACAGACCUAUCCAGGACAUGUGUGCCAACAGUCCCAAAAACUACACGUGUGCUACUGUCAAACUACAGAUGGCUAAAGAUGUCCACAGCAGUGUCCGUAAAGGUCCCAGACAAGAUGACAAGUCUGGCUGGUAUCAACGCUCAGAGAAUAAUGGCUGGAGAUUGGUAUCCGAUCGCCUCAUACAUCACAUCAUGUCUGACCCCAUCACAUGGGAAUCGUCAAAUAAAAAAUACCAGUUUAGCCAUGAUAAGCUCCAAAGAAAACAAGAUGUAGAUAAAAGGAAGAAGCUGAAGAAGAUUGACUGGAUGAAGAAAAUGUACAGAGAUGGUAUGCUGAAGGCCAAGUCUGAUGACCCGGAGACUGUGACAUUGAUAGAGGGCGCUGCAGCAGGAAUGGUUGCCACAGUCGAUCAAAUGGGUCCAGAUGCACUAGAGGAUUGGGAGGUAGAUGAACUCCUUGACUGGACUACUAGCCUCAACUUUGAUGAAUAUAUGUCAAAUUGGAAAGAAGUGGCAACAAGUGCUUACUCUGAGAGACAUGUUGAUCAACUCCAGAAAGAUACCACAUAUCCUGUGAAGAAAGACCGUAUCAACCUGUUUACCAGUGCCUUGGAUCCUUACGAAUUCUCUCUGUCUACUGGUCCAUCCCGCUUCCAGUCCACACAACAGUCUCACAACACUCCUACCUCCAGCAUGUCCGGAGCCCGUGUCCAGGCACUAUAGGGCACAGUACUUUAUGUCAAGGAAAGCCUCCUGGAGGAAGACAGUUUGUCUGGAAAUUACUUUGGUGUCAAGGUCAUCUAGAGGUCUUAAGGAAUAAAAAAAAAGGACACUGUGAGUCAUAGUGCCCUGUCACAGAUUGGGGAUUGUAUCGAAGAUCAUAUCCAUAGCUUGUCUGGGCUACUGAGGAAGAUUGUAUCUAUAUCUUGUCUGGGGGGGGGGGGGGGGGGGGAGAUUG